Babesia bigemina is the source of this 5145-nucleotide messenger RNA. RefSeq lists its product as hypothetical. The transcript has a single exon. The record is from RefSeq and is a predicted model, not a curated record. Bases 1 to 5145 code for a protein of 1714 amino acids. NCBI's taxonomy places the organism in Eukaryota, Apicomplexa, Aconoidasida, Piroplasmida, Babesiidae.
AUGGGAUUUUUGAGUGGUGUGCUUGGUGCGGUGAAAAACGAAAAUGAAGUGAUAACUUAUGAUAAUAAUCUUCAAACAAAGCUUAAAGAUGUACUAGACACCUUAAAUACUAAAAUUGGCCACGGCCGUGCUGGGCUUGCGGUGUCUGUCGCCGCGGUGAAGGGGUGGUUGGAGGGGUAUGAAGGUGAAGUAGGCAAGAAGACGAAAGCAGUAACAGACAAUAUUACGCAUUUAAUGAACGAUUUGACACGUCACAAAGAUAAUAUUGACAACGAAAAAAUGUCUGAUCUUUCCACGCAGAUUCAAAAUUGGACUGCACGCGCCGAGCAGUAUAGACUUCACGUCGUAGCAGCGGAGAAGGACAUGAAAAAUCUUGACUCCAAGUUAUUAGGUAAGUUGACUCCGAAUAUUCAAAUGCUGUUUCAGGCCAUGGAAACUUUCAAGGAGGCGGCGAAGGUUGAAGGCAUGAAGGAGAUGUACGAUUUGGCAGAUGCCAAAAUGGAUUACAUUAAACAUUACGUCACAAAGCAAGCUGGAAAACGUUCGGAGGAGAUCGAAAAUUAUUUGAAAGAUAGAGUGGGCAAGUUAUAUAUUAAGCUCGAUAACAUGAAGCAGAAUGAAUUUAACAUGCUGCUACUCUCCUUGGACAAGGAUGCUGCGGUUGCAUUCAACAAAGUUAAUUAUAAUAUGAAUAGUAUUCUAAAUAGAUAUGGAAAGGAUAUCGUGAAAGAGGUAGAAGGUAUUCUGGCGGCUGCGGGCAGGCUUAAAGGAGAAAUUCAAGCUGAGAAGGAGAAACUUAAAAUGCAGGUGAAACAGUUGGGUCUCCGUAUUGAAUUUUUUCGAGGAAUUUUUGGAGGCGUUAAAGCGGAGGUGGUGGAAGAUCAAAGUGGUAUUGAGCAUACGUUAAAAUUAACUGACGCCAUCAAAGGGCUUACCCAGCAGGUUGUCCAAAACGUGCAAGGAUAUGUUUCAGCCACGUUGCCCAGCGAACUUCAGGCAGCGCUUAGGGAGAUGACUGAUGGGAUUGCUAAGGCUGAGAAGAGUGUCGCGAAGGAAGAUGGGCAUUUAGAUAAGAUCGCCAAUAAAGCAGAAAGUUAUGCAAAAUCGUUUGAGGGGGAGGCGUUUGGGAGUAUAGUGGAGGAAUGGAUUUAUGAAAUUCUGCAGAAUGUUAUGGUUAAACAUUGGUUUGAUGCAUAUGCUAGUAAUAACAAUGGUAGACUGACUGAAUCAUAUCACAGCGCUGUGAAAACUGGCCUAAGUAGUGAGCAAUUUCGAAAACUUGCAGGUGUCAUUAAAAUGCAACUUGGAGAACAAAUUGGCCGAGCAAAAAUUAAGGCAUUGGGCAAAAGCAACAUUAAAGAUAACAUUGAAGCAGUCAAAAAUGGCAUCAUGUCAUUUGUACAAGCAGUGGAUGAAAAACUGACACCCAAAGAAAUAACAACAUUCGUAUCCAAUAUAGUUCAGGCAAUUGAGAGAGAGAUGAAGGGUUCGACAUCUCAAGAUUCUCAAAGUCACAAUAUAAAUGAUGCUGUCGCAUCAGCCAUUACCGCAUUGCGUGCGAAAGCCAGCCAGGCGGCAAAAGUGCUGCAAUCAUUCACAUCAACAGAAAGUAGUUACCACCUGGGCGACCAAGUGCUGUCGGCAAUAACGGACGUCACGAAGCUGGGAGAUAAAAUGAGUAAGGCGGUUUAUGAAAGCGGCAGUGGCCUAGGCAAGCUAGGUAAGGAAAUUGAUAAGGCGCUAGCUGAAACGACCACAGCAGCUUCAAAUGUCAAAUCUAAACUUAGUGACCUUUUAAAAAUGACUGCUAGCAAAACAAUUGAUAAGUUAAAUAGAGUCGUGGAUAAAAUUGUUGGUCCAGCUACAGACGCUGAAAAUACACUUACAACGAUACGAGAUGUGCUGGUAACGCUUCAAACUGACCCCAAUGAGCGUGGUGUUACUACAGGCGUGGAGGGCGGCAAGUCCCACCUUGAAAUACAAUCUUGCAACCUUCACAACAAAAUCAGCAGUUUUCUGACCACAACCGUUGGCCAAAGUGACAGCAAUACAGGGACCGUCUACAAUGAUCUAAAAGCUGUUAGAGAUGAUGUCACCGAGCUUGGCAAAAAGAUGAAAAAUGUUAAAUGUAAAGUGGCCGACGUCGGAAAAGAGCUUGACGAUUGCAUUCAUAAAACCAAAUAUGUAUUUGAAAAGGCUAUUAUGAAGGUAAGAUAUGUCAUGCAAACGUUACGAAAAGAGAUGGUUGAAAAAAUAACCGAAUCUUUUCAUGGUAUGGAAAACACGGUCAAGGACCUAUACGCUAAAAGAAAGACACAGGAAGUCGAAGCCUUGCAAAGUAUCAUCAACAAACAGCUUUCUGAAAUUAUUAAAACUAUGGAAUUAGACAAAGUCGCCGGCUUAAAAGGCCUCCUCACCCGCUUGGCAUAUAAUUUCGUCAACAAUGUUACUAACAUCAAAGACGUUCAGCCCGCCUCCCAGACCGGUGCUGCAGCGACAUCCGACACGUAUCUUCCGAAAGGAUGUCUACUUGUGCAGGCGGUGAAACAUCUCAUCACGGGUGUCAACGCAUUUUCAGAUAGCCUCUCGUCGCAGGCUGAGAUACUUUCUGUUGUCGACCGUGUCACUCCAGUGACCAAUAGUCUCAAGGGCCUGCUUAAGAGGAUUGAGAAGUCGGAACACCACGAUCACAAGGUCGUCGAAAAGCGCGAUGAGUUCGAAGAAGUGCUUGCGAAAUUCAAGCCGGAGACGAUGGACGACGCACCCAAGAAGGUGUUGACGCCUCUGAAGAAAGGGUUCGGCAAAUUUGUUGAUGAACUCAAAAAGCAGUACGUGAACAAGUACUCGGGUAAGAAGAUAGUGUGGACAGAAAUCACCGAUCCGAAGAAAGGUGAGGGACCAACCGCCGACGCAACCAACUGCGCCAAAGCCUUCCUCACCUUGAUACCAGUGAUGUGUCACGACGUGUCUGACUUGCGAUCCAAAUGCGUUGCUAACUGGAAGACACUACUAACUAAUUUGCGUGGCAAAAAUAAUUCUCUAGGAGCGUGCUUGCAAGAAGCGGGCUAUAAGGUCUCAAAAUCUGACACUGUGCACAACGGUGAAUUGCGUAAUACGAUGAACGGUCAAAACGUUCAUGAAAAACUCAAGCGGACAAUUCCGGUCGCCAGAGAUCUCGAUAACGUAAACACAUGGAUAUUAAAUGAAUACAAUCGUAAGCAUGGUGAUGAAAACAAAAUAACGCUGCUCGACUUAUUCGAUUAUCUACACUAUUGUCUCAAAGGCUACUACGAAGUUUGUCACCUGGGCACUCUCAGUUCCAAGAAACAUCCACGCAGUAUAUACGACAUGCUCCAAUGGCUCUCCGGUCUGUCGUACAAUCCCGUGCACCAGGAACUGGCGCUCAAUGGGUUCAGUGACCUGUUUGAAAAGCCAGAGAAAGACGAGUCGGAUGCUGAGUUGUCUCUAUCGGAUAAGGACCCGGACACGUUGGAGGCCUACCCGGAAGAUGUCACGGCUACAAAGCUGUCGAAUGGCCUUCGCGAUGUUUGCGCGUAUUCGGAAACUGUACUUGUCGCCAUCCAGGGUUAUGGACACGCAGGCGGGCGGUAUGCUUGCGAGUUUAACAGCAACGCAGACAGUUUCGUAUAUCCCGCGGACCCUGCGAAAUGUUUAGAAAUUCUUGCGGAUGUGUUGCUUCGAGUGUACGAGCAACUGUGUUUCUUAUUAGUUCAGUGUUCACGUGAGUACGAGGCUAACAGCUGGCGUGAUUGCUAUUAUGGACACGGCGUGGGAGGCUCGUCAUGGACCUGCAACACAAAGCAAUGUGGCAACCAAAUUGGCGAUCAAACAUGCAACCAAACGGUUAACCAAAAUGCCAGCCAAAUGGCCAACCAAAACGGUGAUCAAAAGGACGACCAACAGCCUAAGUGCGGACUUAAGUCACCCCUCCAGUCAUUCCUUGAAGACGGAUUGCCAGGCUUUAUACCACAUACAUUCGACAAGGUUGGUUGUAAACUGGAAUGCACCGUGUCCAAGCAUCGUGGAUUGCCGUGUAAAACGCCAAUGGGAUUUGCUGAUAUAAGUAAUGUAGCGUCGCAUACUAAGCAAGGCGCACAUCUCACCAAAGUACUCUACGACUUUUGUGGUCACAUGGAUAGCCCACUUGUCAAGCUUUGCAGUAAUUUAGUUUGUCUCCUAAAUAGGCCUCCUCAAACGCUAUCCGAUAUGUACGCAUUCUACUACAAUUUACUCCACGAUUGGCAUGGCAAAUCAAGAGGUGCGAUAGACGUCAGGAAGCAUAAGAUGACCGCAUUUAAUGACGCCGUAACAAGGGCCAACUUCGGCGUACCUUAUCCGGAACUCAACGUCAACUCAAUCAUUACCGACCAUAAGUCCCAUAAUCAUACCACUGGAGAUUUGUUGUGUCUCUACAGCUGCAACAGUACGUCGUCGUUGACGGCAACCUGCGGUCGAUACCUGCAACCUUUCGGUAUGAAUACGUGGACAGUAUUUUCGGAAAACCACGCUGAUAAAUACCUCUCCUGGAUCGUCUACAUCACCGAGGUGUUCUAUAAUUUGCUCGAACAGCUGCUAAAAGAGUGCUGCCAAAAUUGCACGUCAGCGCAAUCCAGGUGCAAUGGUAAAGUCUGCCCUAAAACAUGUCAAGUCAAAUACACAAAUAACGAAACAAAGUCGCAACCCGUCGGACGUGAUCAUCAUACCGAUGACUGCAAAUCCAUUGCUUACUGCCCCUUUACACGUCCCACCUUAUGCAAGUACGGCUUCGUUUUCAAAAGCCUGUCAAACAUGAGUGGCAGUAGUGGAGAAUCAACGAAGCGCACCUGCAAAGAUUUAUGUCACGCAUUGCAAAAUGUAUUACUUAAGGGUAAGGUCCUCGGCGAAUUCACCCAUGUCACAAUUCCAGAAUUUCUGUGGAACAUUCGCCAGAAAUUCUUCUGGCUCAACGUCACCCUCUGGCUCCUCUCCUUGCUGUACCUCCUCCACAUCAUGGUCAUCCGCCUAGACCUGCUCCACAUCAAAUCGCAUUUGCAUAGUCCCUCAUCACAUCGCAUCGCCGCUCAAUCACUACUUGCUGCUGCAAGAAUUGGCAGGGUUUCCAAGAUAUCGUAUCUACAACCAUAA